GAUAUCUCAAAAUUGUUUCCUGGCCGGGAAACUUGACGGACUUUUCCAUUUUUGAAAACUUGGAACAAAUUGAUGGCUUUAAUUUAUAUAAAGAUUUAGCUGCAUUAGUUAUUCAAGACAAUGUGCAUGCAAAUGGGCCUUCCUAUCUGAUGCAGAUCCAGUCUCUUGGCUUUCGUUCCCUCAGAGCCAUAAACCACGGCAACGUCUAUAUUGGUUACUUACGAAAUUUAUGCUUUGACAAAGCUGUGAAUUGGACGUCCAUGAUAAAAGACCCGCAAAGUUAUCGUGGUUUUUUGAACGGGAUUUUGCUAAGGAAAAACAAGCCUGCAUCUCAAUGCAAUGUCAGCAGCCUAUGUGAUGAACAAUGCAACUCAAACGGCUGUUGGGGUUUUGGGCCAACACAGUGUUUACAGUGCAAAAACUUCUCCUUUAAUGGGACCUGCUUAUCAACUUGUCAUAAAGAAAUGGGCAUCACUUUUGCAGAUGGAGAAAACGAAUGCGUGCGUUGCCAUUCUCAAUGCAAGGACACGUGUAGAGGUAUAGGCCCACGCAAUUGUACAGAAUGUCUUGUGUACGACCAUAAUGGGACGUGUACUGAUGAAUGCCCCAUGGACAAGUACCCUCAUCCGGUAACGAAAACGUGCGAAAGAUGCCACAGUUUUUGCGCAGUUCACAGAGGAGACCCUAUGUGUUUUGGUCCGAACAACACCCUCGGCGAAAACGGUUGUCAUCGGUGCUAUACAGCUCUUACUACAAGAGGAUUUGAUGUGACUCAAUGCAUGCCAGCUGGAGCCCCUUGCCCAACAGGAUAUUUUAUACACGAUAGUAGUAGUACACUCAUUUUAGAAAGACAGACAUGUAUGCCUUGUUACGAAGGAUGCAAUAACUGUACAGGAGUCGCAAGAGAAGAUUGUUUACAUGCGUUAAGUUCUAGCCAGGAGUUCACAGCAGCUAUUGUGGUUCCAGUAGCAGUUGUCGUUUGCGCUCUUCUCUUCAGCAUCUUUUUUGGCUGUAGAUACAGAAGAAAACAGAUUCAAAAGAAGAGAACGCAGUCGAUGCGAAAACUAGGAAUAGACCCGCAUUCACCAGAAGAGCAAAACAUGGACCCGCGGGUAAGACUUAUGGAACCCAUGACACCAAGUGGGGUAGCACCCAACCAAGCCCAGCUUAGGAUUGUAAAGGAAGCAGAAUUGAGAAUUGGAAAAAUCUUGGGUUCUGGUGCAUUUGGGACUGUACAUAAAGGAUAUUGGAUACCAGAUUUAGCACCAAGGGAACGGGUUAAAGUUCCCGUUGCAAUAAAAGUUUUACGGGAUGAGUCGUCGCAAGUUGCCAGUAACGAAAUUUUAGACGAGGCUUUCGUGAUGGCUUCAUGUGAGCACCCGAAUCUUGUUCGGUUACUCGGGAUCAGUUUAUCUCAGCGUAUAAUGCUUAUAACACAACUAAUGCCGCUUGGAAAUCUACUGGAAUACGUGCGUGAUAAUAAGGACAAUAUCGGUUCCCAGCAUUUACUAAACUGGAGUUUACAAAUUGCGAAGGGCAUGAAAUAUCUAUCUGAAGAAAAACAUCUCGUUCAUAGAGAUUUGGCUGCCAGAAAUGUGCUUGUAAAGUCGCCGAAUCAUGUCAGAAUAACAGAUUUUGGUCUCGCUAAGUUAUUAGAUGUAAAAGAAGACGUUUACAGAGCUGAAGGCGGCAAAAUGCCAAUUAAAUGGUUAGCUUUGGAAUCUAUACAGCAUCGAAUUUUCACACAAAAAAGCGACGUUUGGAGUUUUGGGGUUACAAUGUGGGAAUUAAUGACGUUUGGGAAAAAACCUUACGAGAGUGUACCUGCUCGUGAAGUGCAUACAUUACUUGAACGAGGAGAAAGGUUACCACAACCAUAUAUAUGCACAAUUGACAUAUAUAUGCUGCUUAUAAAAUGUUGGACGGUUGACGCCGAAGCGCGCCCUACAUUUAAGGAGCUAACAGAAGAACUUUCUAAGCUGGCUAGAGACCCUCAGCGGUAUUUGGUCAUUGAUAACGACGGACUUCUAACGGAUCUUCCGAGUCCGACAACUUCCGAGUUUCUUCGAUCUCUCGUAAAUGAUGAGGGAGACGACUUCCCCAUUACAGAUGCAGAGGAGUACCUGCAUCCACAGCCGCUAGAGGGCACUGAAAACCCGUUAAAUUCGAACCAAUUUUCUCUACAACCCGUUCCUACUAUGGUACCAUGGAAGAGACAGCACCAUCAGCAGCAUCUUUCCUCCACUUCCUCCCAACAGGGACUUCUUGGGAGCAGGGGAAGCGGAAGCGGACGCUUCGUUCACCCAAACAGAUCCGCAGACAGACGUUUAGAUUCAGUUAUGACGACAAUGACGAAUCUGUCAAGCGUUAGUGGUUCGUUACCUAAUGGGGCAAGUACCCCUUUCUCGCCAGUGGCUAUGGGGCUUAACCCUGAAGAUGACGACGACAGAGAAGUUGUUUUGGGGGCCACGGGUGACUCCCUUCAGGGCCCUAUAAUACACUACAAUGCACUAGCCGCUCCUGACAAUUUCCGGUCAUUCAGUGAGUCUUCCGACGCAGUUUUUGCGCCGUCACCGCUGAUAAAACACGACCGUGGCUACAGAACUAACAGGAUGGACGAAGGCUGCUCUACACCAGAACAGCAAUCGCGCUACUUACGAGCGAGAGAAGACAGCACAACGAUGCGUUACAGCGCUGAACCAGUGUCUUUAAUGCGACAACAGACAAAACCCAACGAAAAAAAGCCGUCUGUCGAAAAAUUGGUCAAACCUGAAUUUCUUGAAGACGAAGAAGGGUACCUGUCCCCGUCCGUUGCAGCCAAUAAAAAGCCAGAAUACCUUGAUCCAAGUGAGUUCCCACCAUCCCCAUUUGCUCUUAAACCCCCAGUAAACAUAUUUGACAGCGUACGAACACCUACUUCCGCACUGGCUAAUCCAGAAUACGAACCAAGUUUUGUCCCAUCAGACUGCGAGUCUGGAACAGCUGGCAACACACAAGAUACGUUUGAUGAGGACGACAGAGAGUACCAAAAUAUCGUUCCGAACGGAGUUACAGUAAUACCCGACCAGCACCAGCUGCAAAUCGGCCUCCGUCGAGGUUCUCAAAGCGAAGAGAGUGUAAACUCAGAAAAACGAGACUCCGGACUCCAAACGGACGAAGAAGAUGAUAAAAAGGCCCUCGAUGUAAAAGCCACCUCCGUCGCGAACCCGGAGUAUGAUUAUUUAGGGGACGUAACGUCUGGGGGAAGCGAGAACCCUGGCUCCCCUGGGAAUAACCAAAACUCGCCGCCUAGCCCAAAUUUUGUGCCGAAUGAAACUGAGUAUAUAAACGAUUCUGUGGCCCCAAAAUCUGGUCCCAAUCACCAAAACGGCUUCGCUGAGGACGAAAUUUUUUCGGCUUUGACUCUCGCGGACCCUAAAAUGAGAGAGCGAGUGUUAUACGGAAAAAACUCGGCCGGUAGGACCUACUCAGAGCCUGACAGUGGUGUAGGCAUUGAAGUCGCAAUGGACAAUAUACUAUACCAUAAACUAGGUCCAAAUUGGGAUACAACUGAGUAACUUUUUCUUGCAAAAAUGUUCGAAAAUAUGAGAUUAAAGCUAUUGUACUGUGGGGCAAGAUGGGACACUUUUAGCACGUAAUAUCCUGAUCGUGUUUUAAACAAUUAACAACGGUCUAUUGGAGUCGUGAGAAUACGGUUUUAUAAUUCUUCGAAUGUUCUUUGUUUACUACUAAAUGGGAAGAGAAAAUAGAUUGAAGAACUGUCCCAUCUUCCCCCAUUCUACCAUUCAUUGUAAGUUCUGAACGGUUAUUUUUGCAGUUGUACAGUGUUUUAAUUGUACCAAAAACUGCCUUUUAAAAUUCUAUCCCCGAAUUUCUAAAACUACAGUUCCAAAGUGUAAAAUUACUUUUCACUCACUUAAUAGUGUUAAUCGUUUUUGUGUAUUUCAACCAAAAAAAUGCAGUUUAGCUGGCCUUCAGUGUUUGAUUGAUGCACUAACACUAUUAGCGUGUGAAGCCUAUGUUUUGCCCAUUUUCUGUAACGUUAUUGCAUGGGAAAAUGGAUUUUUUUGACACGUACUAAAAUAGUCACCAUUUUCGUAUUUUUUCACGUUUUUUUUAUCCUCAUAUUCGUUUCUGCCAUUUUUUUGCCGCGACUGUAUAUAUGACGGUGUAAAUACUACAGAAUACAUUUGUAUAUCACUUUC
Molecule: messenger RNA, 4205 nt
Organism: Ciona intestinalis (vase tunicate)
Lineage: Eukaryota; Metazoa; Chordata; Ascidiacea; Phlebobranchia; Cionidae
Source: RefSeq, a predicted model, not a curated record